AUGGAUGAAACUCCUGUUUAUUUUGAUAUGUUUACAUGUGUUCUUACAGUUCUUGCAUAUGGUACAAAAUUACCACCAAUUGUUAUUUUUAAAGGUAAGCAAAUAUCAAAGAAUUUACCUUCUAGAAUUAUUGUAUUGAUACACCCAAAAGGAUGGAUGAAUGAAUCUGGAAUGAAAACCUGGUUUAAUAAGGUUUGA
This is a messenger RNA of Funneliformis caledonium, 198 nucleotides long. NCBI's taxonomy places the organism in Eukaryota, Fungi, Glomeromycota, Glomeromycetes, Glomerales, Glomeraceae. The record is from the annotation of a GenBank genome assembly.